Molecule: messenger RNA, 618 nt
Organism: Zymoseptoria tritici IPO323
Lineage: Eukaryota; Fungi; Ascomycota; Dothideomycetes; Mycosphaerellales; Mycosphaerellaceae
Exons: 2
Coding region: 1-618 (205 amino acids)
Source: RefSeq, a predicted model, not a curated record
AUGUUGAACCACCAUCGCUUCCACGCUCUGGUCGUCCUCGGAGCUGUGCUCCAGCUUCCCUUUGCCGUCAUGGCAGAGGUUCCUACAUGCGAUCCCUUGCCGGACCACGCGAAUUACAGUGGCGACCACGGUCUCGACAAGAACGGCGCCUGGUGCCCCUACGACGACAGCCACUUCCAGAAACCUCUGGGUGUCGGAUGCCAACGCGACUCGGAAUGCCAGAGAGGCCCAAACCACAGGUCCAUCUACCCAUACACCAAUGGCAAGGACUGGAUGUCUAUCAACUACGACGUCAUCCUGACCCAAGGCACCGGAAUCUGCGACACCGAUCACCAGGGAGGCACCGUGUGCAACGCUGUGAUCCCACCGAUCGAUGCUCACCCGGGUGGGCCUGCUCAGCCCGCUGUUGCCCCCGGGUCAGAUCCCAAGUCGACGUGUCGCGAGAUCCUUUCCAAGGGAGGCGACACCGGUAUCGGCAUCGCGAAUGGAUGCUGGAUCCCCUACGAGGGAACCCGAGUUCUGCAAUGCAUGCUCACGUGCAACAACUCCCCCUCCUGCAGCCCGGGCGACGACCCGAACGAGGUUCACAAAUACCUCGACCAAUUCCCUGCAUGUUGA